This is a messenger RNA of Microdochium trichocladiopsis, 2441 nucleotides long. Its product is annotated as kinase-like domain-containing protein. The transcript is spliced from 4 exons. Lineage: Eukaryota; Fungi; Ascomycota; Sordariomycetes; Xylariales; Microdochiaceae. Gene Ontology annotation, biological process: protein autophosphorylation; peptidyl-serine phosphorylation; autophagosome organization. Bases 96 to 1991 code for a protein of 631 amino acids. Gene Ontology annotation, cellular component: cytoplasm; autophagosome. The record is from RefSeq and is a predicted model, not a curated record. Gene Ontology annotation, molecular function: ATP binding; protein serine/threonine kinase activity.
UCUACAGCCCGCCGAGGCUUUGCUGAUUUUCCCGGUUCUUCAGUCCACCUCCUGGGCAUUUCCUUGGGAGGUGAUAGUCCAGGCGUCAGACAAUCAUGCCCGCCGAUCAUUCACUCGCAAACGUUCUUGAGGCGUGGAAGCUCGAGACCGAGUUUCAGCCCAAUGGUGAGCAUCACCACAAAUCCGACGGGGGCGUAGACUGCUGGCAGCUGGUGAAGCACCUAGGAGGAGGCGCGUUUGGUAGUGUUUACAAACAACGAUGUCGAUCUGGUGCAGCUGCCAACACCGUCCGUGCUGUCAAGCAUGUGUCGAAGCGCCAUUCCAAGUUCUCAGAGAGAGAACUCAUGGCCCUGAUCACCUUUUCUGACAUGCGCGUCCCCGAGUACGCAAAACACUUCGUGUCCUGCCUGGGCUGGUUCGAGGAUACCGAGCACCUGUACAUUGCCAUGGAGUUUAUGGAACAUGGAGACCUUCAACGCUACGUCAACCACACGAUUCUCUCCGAACCAGAGGCAGCCCAGAUUGUAUCCCAGGUAGCAACGGGUUUGCAGUGCAUGCAUCGAAAAGGCUUUGUUCAUAGGGACCUAAAGCCACUUAACAUCCUCGUCUCCCACCCCGGUCCCGUGUGGCAUGUCAAGAUUGCCGACUUUGGGCUGUCGAAGAAUCUGAACGGUACGGCACUUGACACGCACGGAAUCGGUACCCACGGCUACGUUGCACCGGAGCAGCUCGAUGACGGAGCGGACAGCUACACUCCGGCAGUCGAUAUCUUCGCACUCGGCUGCGUCGCUUAUUGCCUCCGCACAGGCAGGCCUCCAUUUCAGUCUCCAUGCCCACUCAUGGAAUAUGCCCGAGACCCAAGGUGUUUCCCCAUCGAGCCACUGGAUGAUUCGAGUGCCAAGUGCGCCAGAUUCAUACAGAGUGCUAUGGCCGCGAAACCAGAUGACAGGCCGAGUAUCGAAAUGGUGCUCGGCCACCCGUGGCUUGGAGAGGGUUCAUCCAACAAUCAGAGACCAUCACUGUCCAGUCCCGAGCCGUCAUGGGGGCUGUCAGGGGCUGGUAGCUCAAGUCAGUGGGAGAACACAUUCCCUUCCGCUCAAGCGACCGCGGCCAUGAACCCCGAGCCCAGUCCUGCUACAUCGCCGGCAUCAUCCGAUCCAUGGAAAGCUUCAUCGUCUUCAACACCUAAUCACGAAGCCGAACUUAGAUUGGGACCUCAGUAUUUCCAGCCGGAUUAUGCUGCGCCGCCGCUGACGCCUCCGGGCAGCCAACGACCUACCACAGGCUCCUCAUACCAGCAGUGGCCUGUGCCGCCUUGGGCAGAUAAGAGCAGCAUAGUGACACCUGCUGACACACCACCUGACGUGGGGAGUCACCAGCAGCUUGCCAAACCUCCUGUGCCUGGUAAAAAGCUUGAGAGCUUCCCGCCAAAGGGAUGCACUGGGUAUCAACUACCACUCGAAAACUCAAACUUGCAUCGAAACGGAUAUACGAAGCAACCUGCCCAGGCCGUGGGCGCGGAAAAGCAACAAUUGGAGCAGAAUCUCCGAAGUGCACCACCAGUCAUAAAGGAAGAUCAUGCUGCUCACAUGGCCGCUGUCCUGGACGACUACCAAUCAAAGCCCGGUUCGACAGGAUCAAGAAGGCAAGCUAAAACAGAGAAAAGCCUGACGGCCCUGGCGGUGCCGCCACCACCUCCUCGCCAGCGCGCUCGUCCGGCUGGAGCACGACCAUGCGAGCACUGGGCCCCGCGAAAGUGUCAGAACCUGUCUAAGCAAUGCUGCGAGUGCAUGGAUAGACGCCCAAUCACUCCCGACGGGCGAUACGCCAAACACGUGGACGGUUUGGGUGACUUUGAUAACGGGAAGCGCUGGAAUUACUACUGUCCGAACUGUAAGCGAUAUGGGGACAAACAAUGGACAACCCCGAAACUGAACGACGUUGGUGUGCUGGGUCGCAUAUAUAAUGCCCUCAUGACUAAAAAAUCUUGACAGCCCGCGUUGUUUGUUGUAAAGUCUAAGGGCUGUUGUGCUCGAUCACCACAUUAACUUGUUCCCAGAUAACCACAGCAAGAUUGGAUACGACUUCCUAAGUGCUACGUGAUGAUUCCCAAUUGUCACCAGGAGCCCCUGGGGAGAGAAUCAGGAAGGUAACCGCUGCACCACUAAGCAAGAGACCAGGAGGCAGAACCCCACGCUAUCCUAGUGCUCAUCAAAGCACCUGGGUAAUCCUUAUUUAAGCUCAAAGUGCAAGUUUCUUGGACGAUAACAAGUACCUCGAGAGUGCGACGCUUCUCCGCCACAAGUAAACAACCCUCGAACACAGACGACGAUGUUUAACCCCAGGGAUUUCUCCACUAUUUCGUACCUGGAGCCUAAUAGGCUGAGGAGGUAACCCUGUGUAAUAUGGAUAAACGCUUAAGUCCAAAGGCGAGCGGCUCC